Messenger RNA from Girardinichthys multiradiatus, 2439 nucleotides. It is a transcript of the gene foxn1, whose product is annotated as forkhead box N1. Gene Ontology annotation, biological process: regulation of transcription by RNA polymerase II. NCBI's taxonomy places the organism in Eukaryota, Metazoa, Chordata, Actinopteri, Cyprinodontiformes, Goodeidae. Gene Ontology annotation, molecular function: transcription cis-regulatory region binding; DNA-binding transcription factor activity, RNA polymerase II-specific. The transcript has 9 exons. The record is from RefSeq and is a predicted model, not a curated record. The coding region runs from base 351 to 1970 and encodes 539 amino acids.
GGGGAAGAUGGAGAUGAAGGUAGAGUGUUGGAGGGUAGACAGGCAGGUGAGUUAUGGUGGAGGACAGCAGAGGGGUCCAGACAGCAGGUCCACGGGAGCGGGCAGAGGAGCAGUAAGGAGAUUCAAAAUCUUGUGGUGAGUUCUCCAAACGAGGAGCAAGAGGACCGAAAUCCAGGAACGCACCGUGGACUGGAAACCAGUUUAUUCGGGAAGGAGGACAAAAGAGAAGCAUAUUUUGCUCCAGAACGUUCCACUCAAAGUUUUUCUUCUACAACAGCAGCAGGUCUCAAGCAUCAACUCCUUAGGUUGGUCUACACACCUCUGAGCCCCAUAAGACAACCUGCUAGCAGAUGGCGAACUCUCAGAUUAAAGAGGGCAAGGACAUAUGUUUCCCCCAACAAGAGAGCAACAAUUUGAGCUUGAGGUCUACAGCUCUGAACAGGAGACACAGCUCAGACGGGACCAUCAGCUCAGGAUCGGGAUCAGAACGAUCCCCUGCUGACCGUUUCCAUCCGUACCGUCGGCAGUUUAGCGAUGGAGCAGGGGAGGCUGCACGUUGCCUGCAACAAAGCACCUCUUCCUUUAGCAGCCUGCAGGAAGUGAGCAGCCCUGACACUCGUUCAUGCAGCUGUGACGUGCAAACAACAUGGGGUGAAUACAACGGCAGCAUUCAGAGUUCAUACUCAGAGCUACCAUCAUUACCAGUGGAACCUUACAGUUCUCUGUCUCAAAGUUAUGCAUCAUACAGCCCGGUGAGCCCCAUGCAGCAGGUCUCAGCAAAACUGUAUCCUAAUGCUGAUCAGUCAGACAGCUCUAAAUAUUCUCUUCAGAGUCUCUCCAUUCAGCCACAUCAGGAGAGAUCAACAGAAGCCCUCUUCCCCAAACCGAUUUACUCCUACAGCAUCUUGAUUUUUAUGGCUUUGAAGAACAGCAAAACAGGAAGUUUGCCAGUCAGUGAGAUCUACAGUUUCAUGACUGAACACUUCCCAUAUUUUAAGACUGCACCUGAUGGGUGGAAAAACUCAGUAAGGCACAACCUUUCCUUGAACAAGUGCUUUGAGAAGGUGGAAAACAAAAACGGGAGCACUUCUCGUAAAGGCUGCCUUUGGGCGCUAAAUCCAGCCAAGGUGGAGAAGAUGCAGGAGGAGUUGCACAAGUGGCGUCGCAAAGACCCCCAGACUAUCCGCAGGAGCAUGGCAAAGCCAGAAGAUUUUGAUCAUCUGCUGGGAGAGAAGCCAGACAAACUAAGAUCGUUGCCACCUUACCCUAACACAAACACAGCUACAUCAAAAAGAGUGGGCCCUAUGUACAGCCCCACCCGAUCACCUCUGAACUCUGCUCAGCCUGCCCCGGCAUACCAACCCAAUCGACAGUCAGACUACUCUCAUCGUCAGCCUCACCAGCCCUACUACCUUCCCCACACAACUGUUCAGCCCAGCAACCCAUUUGCCCUGUACUCACCGUGCGGACAACAACCUGCAGCUGGCGUCCCGUCACCCUCUGGAUGUCUGAACUCACCCAUAGCUGGGAAGAUGCCACCUGUUUACAGUCUCGGACUGCUGGGAGAGUACAAUGUAGGCCUGAGGGGUAUGCAUGAGUUGCUUCAAGAUGGAGACACCAGUUAUGACAUAGACACACUCAACCCUAGUCUGACUGACCUUCAGCUGCAAGGUAACUUGUGGGAGGAAUUAAGGGAGGACAGCUUGGUGUCAGAGCCAAAUGGUCCCACCACAACCCCUUCCACCUUCUGUCCCCUGCAGGGCCGCCACCUACAGACCAGCUGCCCUCAGGCCCCGCUUGCAUUCAGUCCCACAUUCGAGGGGAGUGCUGGACCUCGCUGUAAAGCAGCAUAUGAGGACGAGGACGCAGAAAGAAGCUGCUGGAAUGGACUACAUCCUGUUGGAUAUUCAGGAUUGGAAAGUUUGGCCGGAUAUCUGACUUCCUGCACCACUUCUGUCUCCUUGAUGUAAACAUUUUCUCUCUCCACCUUCUCUGAGAAUCCAUCAUCUUCUCUUAGUUGACCUGAAUGGGGAUUAUUGUUGCAAGCACCUUUGCAAACUUUUUGUUUUGAUGAAAUUUCUCCUUUGGUUCACAUUUUACUCUUAGCUGUAACACAUUGUUAAAUUGAAUCACUGAUAUUUCUUUAUUGAAUGUGUUUUUUUAGAUUUAUUUGCCAAGUUGUCUAUUUAUUUACCAUGAGCUCAGUGUGUUUUGAUUGUGAUGUAUGAAAUAUCUUAAACGAUUUAAAGUUUUUGUUGGUUGUUAUUGUUCCACUUCUUUAGUUGGCAUUAAUCAGCUUUAACUGCAGCCAGGUCAAUCCCCUAUUUUUAUUAUUAAAGCAGCUGUAAAUAAAAACUGUUAUCAGUGUAUUAAUGAAAAGAUAAAAAUGUACACUUCUAAUCACUGUUUUUUCCUGAUAUUAAACUUCCCGUUUGCUUA